This is a messenger RNA of Trichoderma gamsii, 13833 nucleotides long. RefSeq lists its product as hypothetical. The transcript has a single exon. Gene Ontology annotation, cellular component: cytoplasm. The record is from RefSeq and is a predicted model, not a curated record. Gene Ontology annotation, molecular function: phosphopantetheine binding; catalytic activity. NCBI's taxonomy places the organism in Eukaryota, Fungi, Ascomycota, Sordariomycetes, Hypocreales, Hypocreaceae. The coding region runs from base 1 to 13833 and encodes 4610 amino acids. Gene Ontology annotation, biological process: secondary metabolite biosynthetic process; amino acid activation for nonribosomal peptide biosynthetic process.
AUGAACGACACAAUUUCCCUUGCCGAGCCGGCAUCGGAGCUCAAUGGACAUGUUAGUCGUCCUGGGACACAUGAUGUGGAAAGGCCCAAUGCUGCGGACGACAAUGUCACUUGCAGGCUUGUAAGAAGCAAGCUGGAUGAAGAUGUCGGCACAUCCUUUCCCACGUUGCCAUCCGCAAACUACCAACUCCGUGGGAAUUCACGUGUGGCUUCUGACUUUGAAUUCGGACCUCUCUCUCCCUUUCCAAGUUCGACUGUGGUACGGAUUGCAUGGGCAAUUCUCCUUGCUCGCUAUACCGACAACGACGAUGUGGUGUUUGAGACAUCUGACUCAAAUUCUUCAGCCCGAGAGAAGAUUAGUGGCGAUAAUAAUGAGCUACCGGUGCCCUUAUGGGUGCGAGUCAACGAUGAACAAUCCAUAGACCAGUUUAUGCGAGACUUUGAACAACACUUUCAAGUGGCCAUUGAUGAAAAGCGCUCUGAGAAGAAGGAAGUUGGCAACGGGCACAAAAGAUCCAGCUCUGGGCUGACUGAUGGCCCCCUGAACGCAAUCUUCUUCAACGAAUUCGGUUCUCAGACCAAAGUCCCGCGCAAUAAGCGGAUGAAGCACGCCUUGGUCCUGAACUGCAACAUUACUGGCGGCAAUUUACACGUCACUGCCUUUUUCGACGACAACGUGAUAGACAGGAGGCAAACAGGGCGCAUGUUGAACCAAUUAGUCCACAUCAUACGGCAACUGCUCAAUCAUGCGCCAGGGCAAAAGUUGAAGCAGAUCGACAUGAUGUCUCCCCAGGACAAGAACGAAAUCCAGGAAUGGAAUACCGUGGCAUCAAAUGCCGUAGAUGCUUGCGUCCACCAUCUGUUCGAGCAGCAAGCACAGAAAUCUCCAAAUGCAACUGCAGUCCACGCACACGACGGAGAUUUCACCUAUCAGGAGCUUGAUGAUGGCUCGUCUCGCCUGGCUCAUCAUCUUGGCAGACUUGGCGUUGGAAACAAUGCCUUUGUUGCAGUCUGCUUUGAGAAAUCGAAAUGGGCCGUCGUUGCCAUGAUGGCUGUGUUGAAGGCCGGAGCCGCCAUAGUGCCGCUGGAUCAUUCGCAUCCAGUGCUACGAAUGAAGUCUAUAUUAGAGACUUGUGGAGCAAACCUGGUGCUUUGCUCUCUCUCCCAAAGAGCAACACUUGAACAGACCGAGUCCGCCGUCUUGACAGUUGAUGCCGCCUCGUUAGACGCCAUCCCGUCAGCUGCUUCUGCAUCCCCCGAGCCAGAGCCAGUAUCCUCCAGCUCUGCUGCGUUUGUCUUUUUUACCUCUGGCAGCACCGGAAUCCCUAAAGGCAUCAUCAUCAGCCACAUGGCAUACUGUACCAGUGCCAAGUCGCACUCAAAAGCGCUGCGGCUAAAUGAUGGGUCGAGGGUUAUGCAGUUUGCGGCUUAUACCUACGAUGUCAGCGUUGGAGAGAUAUUCACCACACUGCUGUGCGGCGGCUGCAUAUGUGUGCCAUCCAGUCACGAUAGGGUGAACAAUCUGGCGGCGGCAAUCCAGCAGAUGGGCGUCAAUUGGAUGUUUUUAACGCCCUCUGUUGCCGGACUUUUGCAACCCCAGGAUGUGCCCGGCUUGAAGACGCUCGUGCUUGGAGGCGAGCCGGCGACGCGGCAGAAUUUCAUGACCUGGGCCAAUGACGUGUACUUGAUAAACAGCUACGGGCCUGCGGAAUGCUCAAUCUGGACUCAUUGCAAUCCCGGCGUCAGCCGCGACACGCCGACUGGAUACAUUGGCAAAAGCUUCAACGGAAUCAGCUGGAUCACGGACGCGGCGGAUCCUAACAGGCUUGCCCCCAUAGGAGCAGUUGGUGAACUGGUCAUAGAAGGCCCUGUUCUGGCCACGGGGUAUCUGAAUGACCGGGCGAAAACAGACGCCGCUUUCAUAGAGGCUCCGGCCUGGCAUCCCGGCAGUUCUGAGCGCAAGGCGCCCAGAUUGUAUCGCACGGGGGAUCUUGUGCGGUACGACUCACACGGCGCGAUAAUCAUUCUCGGCCGACGCGAUACCCAGGUCAAGUUGCGUGGUCAGCGCGUGGAGCUGGGGGAGAUUGAAUUCCACAUUCAACGGUCUCUGCCAACGGCUGCCGAGGUUGCUGUCGAUGUCAUCAAACACUCGAGCGGCAACCAUUCGGUCCUCAUGGCUUUCAUCUGCGAGAACCCCAAGAACGAGAUAGCACAGCAGCAAGGCGACGAAAUCCUUCCUGCGCCACGGUCACUGCAGGAGGUCUAUCCUGAAGUUGGCCUUCGACUAUCGAGGUUCCUACCAAGGCACAUGAUUCCAUCCGCCUUCGUGCCUGUGGCCGUCAUGCCUCUCACAACAUCUGGGAAAAUUAACCGUAAAAGGCUGAGAGAUCUAGCGACUGGGUUUUCAUUGGAACAGCUCAUCACCGCGCACCCAACGAAAGAGAAAACGCCACCAUCCAGCGAGAUGGAGCUGAAGUUGCAAGCCCUCUGGGGGGAGGUAUUGGAUAUACCAACAGCCCUAAUAGGAGCCGAGGACAGCUUUUUGCGUCUCGGUGGCGACUCGCUUCGGGCAAUGAAGUUGGUUUCUGCUGCAGACGAGAUGGGAAUUCGCCUCUCCGUUGAAGACGUCUUCAAAAACCCAGAGCUCUCUGCUCUUGCACAGAGGAUCUCCAGUGUGCCUCAGAGCAAGAUGGAAGGCAGGAUAAAGCCGUUUGCUCUCAUGAAAGCGAGCUGGGCAGUGGACGAUAUUAAACAGAUGGCUGCCAAGCUCUGCAGGGUUGAUCCAAUGUUGAUCGAAGACGCCUUUCCUGCGACUCCGCUCCAAGAGGGUCUCAUGGCUCUCUCCACUAAACAUCUUGGAUCAUAUGUCUCACAACAGAUACUGAAAUUGAGUGCCAACGUCGAUAUCGACCGGUUCCGCGCGUCGUGGGAUUCAGUCGUAGCUCAGAACCCUAUCUUACGAACUAGGCUGGUACACACGGAAGUUGACGGCACAAUUCAGAUUGUCCUUUGCAAAGUGGCCGAGCUUCAGAUCACAAAAGCUGCUGAGCUGGAGAGCUUUCUCGAGAGCGAUAGACGCACCCCGAUGGACUUUGGAGAUAGCCUAAGUCGCUAUCAACUGGUCAACAAUGAGUCGGCGAAUGAGCAUCAUUUUGUGUGGACGUGCCACCACGCCUUGUAUGACGGCUGGUCGCUGCCAAUGGUAUUUAAGCAUCUCAGAGAUGAAUAUGGGUUCGGCACCAGUGCUUCAUAUCAACCGCCGCAAUUUCAAGGCUUUGUGAGAUAUCUAAAGCAGAUUGACACCGCUGCUCAGCAAGAGUACUGGCGAGCCCAGUUCUCUGGGUCUUCACCGUCAGAUCUCUUCUCGUUAUCGACUGCAUACGAACCCUGUGCGGACAAGACGCUCUCACUGUCGGUACCAAUCUUGCGUCGACUGCGCUCUGAAGCCACAAUGUCAACACUCAUACGGGGUGCAUGGGCUCUAGUAAUCUCAUGCUACACAGACUCGUCAGACGUCAUCUUCGGUUGCGUUCUAAACGGUCGCAACGCCCCUGUCGUGGGCAUAGAUCGGAUGGUAGCCCCAACUGUCGCGACCGUUCCCAUUCGAGUCAAAGUGAACAGCGCCGAUGAUGUCUCGCAAUAUCUUGAGAACCUCCAGAAACAUUCCAACGAAAUGAUCCCAUACGAGCAAACCGGCCUACAGAACAUUAGGCUGGCGUCCCCAGAGGCUCGGGUGGCGACCGACUUCCAGACCCUGCUCGUCGUUGAACAACAACAACAACAACAGCAGGCAGACAUGGAUGGAAACGAUGAGUUUCUGCAAGCGGAGGAUAUCUCUAGAAAUCGCCUCGACUUUACCAGAUUCCCAGUCACUCUUGUCUGUAGCCUGGGGGCAGACGACGUGGCAUUCGACGUCAAAUUUGACUCGAGCCUGAUCCCUGCCGUGCAAAUGCAGCGGGUGAUGAACCACUUCAAACAUGUAUUUGAAGCACUGUGCCGUGGAGAUGCUCGAUUAAACAUUGGAGAUAUCAACAGGCCCAGCCCGGAAGACUUGGCAGAAGUCAUCGGGUGGAACGGGACACUUCCAGACGUGGUCGACUCCUGCAUACAUGAUUGCAUAGAUCAACGCGCAACAGAGUAUCCCAACGCCGUAGCAGUCGACUCUUGGGAUGGCCAGUUGACAUACGAUGAGCUGAGGCUGCAAUCCUCCAGGUUGGCGGAUUAUUUAACAAGCCGCGGAGUUGGCCCUGGCACCAUGAUGCCCCUCAUUUUCGAAAAGAGCGUUUGGGCAGUCAUUGGCAUGAUGGGAGUCUUGAGAGCAGGGGCAGCUUGCGUCCCCCUGGAUCCCUCAUACCCACGAGCGCGCCUCGAACCCAUUUUGGCCCGGCUGAAGACUCGGAUGUUGCUUACUUCGCCUUUGCAUGCGUCGGAUUGCACGAAUCUGCCUCAAGAAGUGCUGGUGUUGGAGAAGAGUCUCCUCGAGCAGCAGGCACCGACAAAGACUAUUGCUGACCGGGCUCAACCGAGUGACGCAGCAUUCGUGCUACAUACCUCUGGCAGCACCGGUAUGCCCAAGGCCAUUGUUCUGGAGCAUAAAGCUCUCUGCACCAGCUUGCAUGCUCAUGGAGCUGUCGAAUGCCUGGGUCGUGACAGUCGUGUAGUACAGUUUGCCGCCUACACUUUCGACGUUAGUAUCAGCGACAUCUUUGCAACACUAAUGUACGGUGGCUGCAUUUGCAUCCCGUCAGAGUUCCAGAGACUCAACGAUCUGGCUGGUUUCAUCCGCAGCAAGCGAGUCAACCAGGCGGGCCUAACGCCAGCUGUGGCAAAUCUAUUAGAUCCUUCAGAGGUGCCCUGCCUCGAGUAUCUGAAGCUGGGGGGAGAGUCAAUGACACAGGACAAUGUAGCGAGAUGGUCCACCAAAGUCAAGCUUCUAAACAGCUACGGCCAGGCAGAAUGUUCUGUCAAGUCGGCCUAUAACGCAUGGCUGGGGCCAGACUCGGAUCCGUCAACAAUUGGGAAGCCCGUUGGAGGAGCCUUGUGGAUUGCCCGCAGGGAUGAUCACCGCCAGCUAGUUCCCAUCGGGGCUAUAGGAGAGUUGAUUGUGGAAGGCCACAUUUUGGCACGAGAAUAUCUUGAAGACGCCCAAAAAACAGAAGAAGCGUUUCCAAGUAGCCCCAGAUGGCUUCAGGAUGCAAAAGGCCGUCGCAGCGACCGAAUUUUUAAAUCCGGCGACUUGGCAAAAUACAAUCCCGAUGGCUCCAUCAGAUACAUUGGCCGGAAAGACACGCAAGUCAAACUGAGAGGCCAGCGCCUUGAGCUUGGAGACGUGGAGCAUCACCUCCAGCAGUGCAUCCCGGCAUCAAGCCUUGCGAGCGAAGAGGUGCAGCUGGCUGUGGAGCUGAUAACUCCUCUUGAUGGGGAGCCAAUGCUUGCAGCUUUCCUGAGCCGAGCAGACGAACUGGCUACCAGAGAACCGGGUUCCUCAGAUGUUAAAGAGAGAGACCAGGAAAGCCAGUGGUUGAAGUUGCAAGUACCGGCAAUCAAAGCAAGGCUGUUGAGUCUGUUACCCAGCUACAUGAUACCCUCCGCUUUUGUGGCUCUGCAGCAGAUGCCUCUUUCGACAUCUGGCAAGAUUGAUCGCAAGAAACUGCAGAAACUUGCGGCCCAAAUGAGUGUAGCAGAGGUUUUGGCUUCAUCUGCCUCUUCGUCUCAGCAAGUCAGGCCACCCGAGACGGAAAUGCAGCGUCGCCUGCACGCUCUCUGGUCAAAGACGCUCAAUAUCCCCCCCGAAAGCUUUGGAGUUGAGGACAGCCUCUUCCAGCUCGGCGGAGACUCCAUUACGGCCAUCAAGCUCGUCACUGCUGCCAGACUCGGGGGAAUGCUUCUCUCUGUACAUGAUAUUUUCAAGCAGCCCCGACUCGCAGACAUGGCCUUGGCGGCACGCGCAGUCCAGGAAAGUGAUUUGGCGGAAAUCCUGCCAUUUGCACUAAUUCAAGGCCAGAGUGUGCUCGGAGUCGAGUACUAUCUGGAAGAAAUUGCUGCUCUAUGCAAUGUCAAGAAAAGCGGCAUCGACGACGUGUACCCAUGCACACCAUUACAAGAGGGUCUCAUGGCCCUCUCUUUGACCGAUCACGGUGCUUACAUCGCGCAGUUGGUGUUUGAGAUGCCCGCCACCCUAGAUAUCGAUCGUUUCCAACGAGCCUGGGAGGCCGUCUUCAGACACCACGCCAUUCUUCGCGCUCGCAUGGUACGCACAAACGAGCUGGGGACGGUGUUGGCCGUCAUGAAGCAAUCUCCUCCUCUCGUCCUGCGAAACAUGGAGCUGGAUGCAUAUCUACAGCAGGAUAAGCAAGUGAUUAUGGAUUACGGCGACGCUCUUGCUUAUUGUGCAAUCAUCAGCAGCCAAAAGACGGGAAACAGAUUCUUUGUCUUGAGAAUACAUCACGUCUUGUAUGACGGGUGGUCUCUGCCCAAGAUAUUCCAAGAUGUGCAAGAUGCAUACGCCGAUGGCAUUCAGGGAAGCGCUGUAGGAUUCAACCAUUUCAUCAAGCACCUCCAAAGCUCCGAACGAUCCUCUUCCGAGCAAUUCUGGGCCGAACAGGUUUCCGAUUCCCCUGCGCAGAGUUUCCCAGUCCUUCCGUCCGUCAACUAUCGCCCGUUCGCGAGCGCAGAGUUUCGACACUAUGUCCCGCUGCCAAAUUAUGGUUCCAAAUCACACUUCACGCUCUCUACCAAGAUCUUUGCUGCUUGGUCCCUUGUGUUUGGGCGAUACUCUGACAUGAACGACGUGAUAUUCGGCACGACUUUUAGCGGCCGAACGUCAUCUCUGGCGGGCAUAGAGAGGAUUGUUGGCCCAACACUGGCCACGGUCCCUUUCAGAGUCUCUUUUCAACAUGACCAAAAUGUUUCAGAUCUUUUGCGCGCAAUACAAAGGCAUAGCAGCGAUGUGAUGCCUCACGCGCAUAUCGGUAUCCAAAACAUCCGAGCACUCAACGCUGAUGGCCGUAGAGCGUGCGAUUUCCAAGUCCUGCUGAAUAUUCAAAGUUCAAAUGAGCCCGGCGCAAAGACCAUACUGGGGCUUCGAGAGUUGAGCGCAGAUUUGGCCAACUUUCAUACGUACGCUGUGAACUUGCUAUUCAACACCUACCCAGAGGGCAUGGAGAUUCAUGUCCAAUUUGACCCCCAAGUCGUGGAUUCGACGCAGAUUGAAAGGAUCACCAAGCAAGUGGAACACGUCAUCCUUCAACUACACGAUGAAUCUGGCAUCGGAAAGGUCGGCGACAUCAGCUUGACAAGUCCCGCCGACAUGCAGCACUUGGAACAGUGGAAUCGUGGCUUGCCUCCCGCGGUGAAAGCUUGCGUCCACCAGCUGAUUGAAGAGCGAGGACGGCUGCACCCCGACAAAGAGGCGGUUGUGGGAUGGGACGGUCGGUUUACAUAUGAGCAGCUUGAUAAGCAAGCACAUAAACUGGCACACCAUCUAGUUGGCCUUGGCAUCAAACCGGACGAUAUGGUGCCAGUCUGCUUCGAAAAGUCCGUUUGGACAAUUGUGGCCAUACUAGGCGUCUUGAAAGCGGGUGCGGCCUUUGUGUCAAUGGACCCCUCGCAUCCCGUGAACAGACUUGAGGCUAUCGUCAACGACGUAGGAGCCACGAUUGUUCUCUCCUCGGACAAGACCCGCUCAAUCUUCUCUGAAUCGAUUCAGGCCAAGAUCGGUGUCGUCGACGCCAAGACAAUGGCCAUGCUUCCCGAAGCGGAUCGAGUCCUGGAGACGGGAGUCAUGCCCUGCAAUGCAGCAUACGUGAUCUUCACAUCAGGAUCGACCGGAAACCCCAAAGGCGCCAUCAUCGAGCACGAAGCAUACUCGUCAAGUGCGGUGGAGUGCGCCAGGGAGCUUCACAUCCAUGGCGAGUCUCGGGUCCUGCAGUUUGCAUCGUACAGUUUUGACGUCAGCAUACAAGAGAUACUGGCUACACUUAUUGUCGGCGGAUGCAUCUGCGUGCCAGACGAGAUUGACAGGCUGAAUGACAUUUCGAGACUGAUCAACGAGCUGAGGGUCACUUGGAUGAAUCCAACCCCGUCCUUUGCGAGGAUGAUCAGCGCCGAGAGCAUUCCCAACGUGGAGACCAUGGUCCUGGGAGGCGAGGCGCCGCGAAGAGACGACAUCGACUACUGGGCCGCCAGGCUGCGGCUGGUGAAUGCCUACGGCCUGAGCGAGUGUUCCGUCACCAACGUCAUCAACGUUGGGUUGAGCGUCGGGGCGGAAUCAAGGAAUAUUGGCCGUGCUGUCGCCUGCGCGACUUGGGUUGUUGAUGCCGACAACCAUGAGCGCCUCGCACCCCUGGGCUCCGUCGGAGAGCUUCUCAUCGAGGGGCAUGUGCUUGCGAGAGAGUACUUGAACAACCCCGAGAAGACAGCGGCGGUGUUUGUUCAAGCCCCCGGCUGGCUGCGGCGUUUUCGACCCGAGGCCACCAGGGUCUACAAAACCGGAGACUUGGUCCGCUACACUGCCGACGGGACCAUCUACUACAUAGGACGCAAGGACAGCCAGGUGAAGCUCCACGGGCAGCGAUUUGAGCUCGGCGAGAUUGAGCACCAUCUUCGCGUCUGCCUGCCUCGCACGGAAGUUGCCGCAGAGAUCAUCACGCCGGUUGGCAGAAGCGUCCCCAUGCUGGUCGGAUUCGUUGUCGUGGGCGGCGAAGGCGAUUCCACAAGCCCAGGUGAACAAGUCGCGUACUCUGCAGCGGGGAGAGAAAGGCUUUCGCUGCUGACCACGGGCCUGAGCUCUCGCCUCGCACAGUCGCUUCCUCUGUACAUGAUCCCGUCGCUGUUCAUCCCCCUCUAUGGCAUGCCGCUCUCGGUGGCAGGAAAGACGGAUCGAAACCGACUGCGGCGUAUCGUCUCCGAGAUGAGUGUCGAGCAGAUAAGCUCCUUUGCGUCAGCCACGGAGGGAAUUCGACAGCCUUCGACCCUUGCCGAGACCACGGUCCGUGACCUCUGGGCGGAUAAUCUGGGCUUGGAUCCGGACUCCAUCGGACUGGACGACAACUACUUCCAGCUAGGAGGAGACUCUAUCAGUGCAAUGCUGUUGGUUGCAACCUCGCAAGCCGAAGGGGUUCAACUCACCGUGGCCACCGUCUUUCAAAAUCCAGUCUUGUCCGAACUGGCACUUUGCGUGCAGCUCACCGACCAGCACCAGCCUGGCAUUGCUGACAUGCUCCCUUUCGAGGCCGUGCCCAAUGUCGAGGACGUCGGCGCCCUUGUUGACGAAGUCGUCAACCGCUACGGGUAUUCAAAGUCCGCAAUAGAGGAUAUAUAUCCCUGCACGCCACUCCAGGAUGGCUUGGUGGCCAUCUCAAUCAAAGAGCCGGGCACUUACCUUGCUCAAGCUGCGCUGUCACUGCCAGAUCUGCUGGACGUGGACCGAUAUCGAGAAGCAUGGGACACUGCAGUCCGGAAUAUGCCCAUUCUCCGCACCCGCAUUGUCGAUACAAGCUCGGGAUUGAUGCAGCUCGUCCUGGACAGCUCGGUUGAGUGGCAGGUUGGCAACAGCCUGCAGGCUUACUUGGAGAGCGACAGAGAAAAGGCCAUGCAGCUGGGGGACCCGCUGAUUCGUUUCGCCAUUGUCAACGAGCCAGACAAGCGUUAUUUCUGCUGGACCGCACAUCAUGCCUUGAUUGACGGAUGGACGGCCCAGCUCAUCCAGGACAAUGUGAAGAGAGCAUAUAUCGGCACGGGCCUGAAACCAACCCUCGGCUUCAACCACUUCAUCAAGCACAUUGGCCAGGUAAACUCUGCCGAGGCAGAAGAGUUUUGGAAAAGGGAGCUGGCAGACUCUCCAUUGCCCAGCUUUCCAGAGCUCCCAUCAGACAACCACCACCCAGUCACCGACGCCGGCCUGACGCAUACAGUCAAGUUCUCGAAAAGGGCGGAUGCGGACAUACCCGUCUCAGCCGUUAUCAAGGGAGCAUGGGCUCUCGUCCUCUCAAAGUACUCCGACUCUGCAGAUGUUGUGUUUGGCCAUACAACCAACGGAAGGGCAGCGCCCAUGCUCGGGGUUGAUCGCCUCGCCGGCCCUACCAUUGCGACAGUGCCUCUCAGAGUCCGCUUUGAUCGUGGCUGGCAGGUGGGUGACUUGUUCAGGGAGAUUCAGCGCCUGUCGGUGUCGGCAAUCCCGUUUGAACAGACGGGUCUGCAGAACAUCAGGAGGAUGGGAGCGGGCGCCCACGCUGCGUGCCAGUUUCAAAACAUGCUCGUCAUACAGAACGCCGUGGAUUCGGGGACUGACGCCGGCAGUGAAUGCAUCUCGUGCAGCGACGACACGGACCAAGCUGUUCUUCAGGGGCUGGAGCCUGUCGAGGUGGUCCAAACCAGAUUCCAUGCCCACGCACUUGUCGUGGAAUGCGGCAUGACUUCUGAUGGCGCAUCGAUCAAGGUGGAGUUCGACUCUACAGUUAUUAGCCAGACUCAGAUGCAUCGAAUCGUCAGGCAGUUUAGCCAUGUGAUUAAACAGUUCUCCGAGUGCAGUCUAGAAGCUAGCCUCGGAGAUGUCGAAAUGCUCAGCCCAGAAGACCAACUCGAAAUCUCCAGUUGGAACGCUGAAAUCCCCGAAACGCUCGACACAUGCUUCCAUCAUCUGCUGGACGGCCGGAUGGAAGAAUAUGCGCAUGCACCGGCGCUGGUCUCGACAACAGAGCGGCUGUCCUACAGAGAGCUCGCCCAGGCAUCCAAUGGGCUUGCACACCGGCUCAUUGAACUUGGCGUCGGCCCCGAAAUGUUUGUGCCUCUAUGCUUUGAAAAGUCAGUAUGGGCCGUCGUUGCCAUGCUGGCUGUGAUGAAGGCGGGAGCGGCUUGGGUGUCCCUGGAUCCAUCCCAUCCCCAGAGUCGGCACAAAUACAUCCUGGAGACGACCUCGGCGCGCAUCGCCUUGUCCUCAGCGACACAUGUUGCUGCAAUGCGGCAUCUGGGGCUGGACGUCACUGUUGUCGACGCGGAUACAUGUAUGCUACUUCUUCAAGACCCGUCGCCCAAUCUGUCGUCACCGGAAACCAGCGUCUCGCCCUCCAAUGCUGCGUACGCAGUCCUCACAUCCGGGUCCACAGGACUCCCCAAGACAAUCGUCGUUGAGCAUUCUGCUCUUAGCACGGUCUCGGCUGCGCUGGGCGCUGCAAUGCUGCUGGAUAAAAGCUCUCGGGUGCUGCAGUUCGCAGCGUAUACUUUCGACAUUAGCUUGGGAGACAUCUUCCCGACGCUUCUGCGUGGAGGCUGCGUAUGUGUUCCCACCGAGCACGAGAGGCUGAAUGGCCUGGCCAACACCAUAAAGUCUCUGGAAGCAACCCAUAUCCAGCUCACUCCCUCGGUUGCAGCCCGGCUUGAGCCGGUUGAUGUCGGCCAGCUCCGAGUCAUGACGAUUGGCGGAGAGGCUGCCACAAAAGCCGUGCUCAACCAGUGGGCCGAGCAUACUCACCUCAUCAACAUGUACGGGCCUGCCGAGUGUACCAUCUGGUGCGCAGGGCAGCCCAAUCUUCAACGCCUGGGCGACCCCGCGAGAAUCGGCCGCGGCGUCGGCGCCGUCACUUGGGUGGUUGAUAGAGAUGAUCACACUAAGCUGGCUCCUAUUGGCACUGUUGGGGAGCUGGUCAUUGAGGGCCCUGGAGUCGCUCGAGGAUAUCUAAAAGACGAAACAAGGACAAAUGCAUCAUUCAUCAAUAAUCCAAAAUGGACCUUGCCUUUGGGAACUAUACGACUUCCGCCGCGGUUCUAUAAGACAGGAGAUCUUGUCAAGUACAUGGCUGAUGGGACACUCAAGUUUAUAGGUCGAAAGGACACUCAAGUGAAGCUUCGAGGGCAGCGAAUCGAGCUUGGAGAGGUUGAAUUCCAGCUCAAGAACUGCUUCACUAGUCCAGUUGACCUAGCCGUUGAAGUUGUCACGCCUGCAGAUUCAAGGGAUUCAGCGCUUCUUGCUGCCUUUAUCGUUAUGGGAGAUAAAGAUAGGGCAGCAGCUGAUGCUAAUGCUGGUGCUGAUGCUGAGAUCAUUGCAAAUUCGGAAGUAUCCAGAAACAAGCUGAAAGAGACCGUGGGAGAAAUAGAGGCAAAGCUACUUGACGUGCUGCCCGGAUACAUGAUCCCUUCGGCUUAUAUUCCGGUAACUAGGCUGCCAUUGUCAACUUCUGCCAAACUGGAUCGUAAAUAUCUGCGAGACUCCGCAUCCAAGCUCAACAAGGAACAGUUAUUUGCAUUCAUGGCCACAGGAAAUGAAAGGGUGGCUCCAAGUACCGAGGCCGAGGUCCAGCUGCAAAAGCUAUGGCACAAAGUGCUUGGCGUUGACAUGGACAAGAUUGGGGCCGGGGAUAGCUUCUUCCGCCUGGGAGGAGAUUCUCUGGAUGCAAUGCGCCUGUCGAGUCUUGCUCAGACCAGCGGCUUUCAACUGACAGUGGGCAACAUCAUUAAAUAUCCCGUUCUUGCUGUCUUGGCUGAAAGGAUGGGGGCUGUAGGACCAGAUGCAGCUGAUGAGAUGGAGCCUUUCUCUCUUCUUUCUGAAUCACAAGGCUUGGACAUGAUUAUGAAAGAUGCAGUUGAGCAAUGUGGAGUUGACAGGAAUGAAAUCGAAGACGUAUACCCCUGCACGCCGCUGCAAGUCGAGUUUUUCAAAAACUCCUUGGCGCACCCGGGUUACUUUUCGAUCCAGUUCGUCUACUCUCUUCCCGACGACAUGGAUCUAGAACGACUAAGUCGAGCAUGGAACAUCGUUGCUGCUUCUCACGCGAUAUUUCGCACACAGGUCAUCGUGUCGUCGUCUUGUUUCUUCCAAGUGGUCACAAAGUCUCCAGGCCCAUGUACCGAUGCGCAAAACCUAGAGUCCUAUCUGAGCCAGGACGCGAAGAAGCCUCUUGGCCUGGGACAGCAGUUGACUCGCUCUGCCAUAGUCAGUCGAGAUGCCAGUGGCAAGCGAUACUGGGUAUGGACCACACACCACGCCACGUACGACGGCUGGUCUCGACAGCUUCUCUUGAGUGAGCUUCAGAGGGCCUACCGCGACACCACGCCGUCAGUAGGAAGAGUGCAGUUUAACAAGUACGUCCGUUACGUGACCCAGGGAGACUGCUCUGAUGCGGACAGUUUCUGGCAUACUCAACUCGCUGGUUCGGCAUCCAAACCCUUCGGACGCUGGCCAGCCUCGUACCAGCCUGCCGCAAACUCAACAUUGCGACACAACAUCAUUGUCAAUGCGGAGAAGACGAGUCUGGACUUUACAGUUGCCACAAUACUGCAGGCAGCGUGGGCAGUGACCGUCGCCAACUAUACACACUCAAACGAAGUGACGCUCAAGCUGACGUUGACGGGCCGCAAUGCACCGAUUGCUGGCAUUGAACAGAUGAUGGCGCCCACGGCAACAAUGGUGCCGCACCGGCUUCGAGUCGGCGAGGCGCAGCACACGCGCAGCUUCCUCCGCGACACCCAAAACUGGUGGGCUGAAGUAUCCCAGUUUGAGCAUCUCGGCUGGGACAGAAUCCGGGGCCUGAGCAGUGACGCCGCGACAGCGUGUGAUGCAGCCAUGCCAAUGGUUAUUCAUCCCCAAGCCAGCAGCAACAGCAACUUGGCCGGGUUGCAGUUCCAUUCCGCGCGCCUGUUCCGCCCAGCGCCUUGCCAGUUUCUAAUGGACUGCUACCUAGAUGACGCCGGCGUGGCCGUUUCCGUCUACUUCGACGACGCUGUCUUUGGUGCGGGAGACAUGCAACAGCUACUUGCUCAGUUUGAUUCUGUGUUCCAUCAGAUGUGCAGAGCAGGGCCAGAACAUAGGCUACAGGAUAUCGUGGUGGGCGAAUUGUAG